CCAACCCCGAAUCCCCCAACGAGCCCUGUGCAUCCGCAUCCCCCCACAGAGCCCCCCAACCCCGAAUCCCCCAACGAGCCCUGUGCAUCCGCAUCCCCCCACGGAGCCCCCCCAACCCCGAAUCCCCCAACGAGCCCUGUGCAUCCGCAUCCCCCACAGAGCCCCCCAACCCCGAAUCCCCCAACGAGCCCUAGCCCCCCAACCCCGAAUCCCCCAACGAGCCCUGUGCAUCCGCAUCCCCCCACAGAGCCCCCAACCCCGAAUCCCCCAACGAGCCCUGUCCCCCCAACCCCGAAUCCCCCAACGAGCCCUGUGCAUCCGCAUCCCCCAACGGAGCCCCCAACCCCGAAUCCCCCAACGAGCCCUGUGCAUCCACAUCCCCCCACAGAGCCCCCAACCCCGAAUCCCCCAACGAGCCCUAGCCCCCCAACCCCGAAUCCCCCAACGAGCCCUAGCCCCCCA
This is a messenger RNA of Gopherus evgoodei (Goodes thornscrub tortoise), 462 nucleotides long. RefSeq names its product vegetative cell wall protein gp1-like. NCBI's taxonomy places the organism in Eukaryota, Metazoa, Chordata, Testudines, Testudinidae. The transcript has 5 exons. The record is from RefSeq and is a predicted model, not a curated record. The annotation marks the transcript as partial.